AAGACUAAGUUCUGUCUGAGCUGCGAGGCUGGGAAGGAAGGCAGGGAGGCUGGCUGGCUGGCUGACUGACUGGCUGGAGAGUGUUAUUAGAAAGGAUCUUAAGCAGCGAUCUACUGUAUCUCUAUUUAUUAUUUGCGUGCAACAAAAAGAACUUUACAACAUGCCCUGCCCGCUGCUGUACUUGCUCAGCUCCUGGCUACUGUCAGUCUGUCGGGGUGAUAUGUAUGCUUCAGUCGUUAACAUUAAGGAAGGGAUUGCAGUGGAGAAAGUGCUUUUGCAACAUCUGCAAACUUACAUUGAGAAUGAGAGUUACAGGCUGGGCGACCUCAAACGAUUCUAUGAAAAGAUCAGGACCUUGCACAGCAGUGCCUACCUGGAGCCCACAAUAGCAAUCUCAAACCCUUUGUUGGCCUUCACCCUCAUAAAGAGGCUACAGCUCGAAUGGCGAAAUGUUGUAUACAGCGAAGAAGCCACUGAGAAUACCCAAGCGUUCAAGGACGAUUAUGAAAAAAUCGAGGAGAAACUUCCCAAAGCUGAAGACCUGGAAGGAGCCGCCAGAGGAUUGAUGAGGCUACAGGAUGUUUAUGACCUGAGUACAAAGGGAUUAGUCAAAGGGCAGUUUCUCCAGGCUACUAGAGACGGCGUUUCUACCGUCUACAGACCCAGUAUCUCCAUUACCCUGUCAGCAGACGACAGUUUUCAGAUUGGAAAGAUUGCCUAUGACAAAGGUGACUAUUAUCACUCGGUAAUUUGGCUGGAAGAGGCGGUCUCUCUUUUCCGAAAGAAGCUGAGGAUUUGGAACGUGGAAGAUGAAGGAAGUCUGGAGGAAGCUCUUGAUCAUAUAGCGUUUUCCCAUUAUAUGAUAGGAAAUACCCGUCAUGCACUGAGCUUCUCUGAGGAGCUCCUCCAGAUAGAUUCAAACAACAGAAGAGUUGCCAGGAAUGUACUCAAAUAUGAAAAGAUCCUGGCGGAAGCUUCGUACACUGAGCCCAACAAUCUGGAGCCUCGGAGACCAAAUGAAACACAUCUGCUAACCAGAAAGACCUAUGAAUCAUUAUGCCAGACACUGGGAUCGCAGCCCAAACAUUAUCAGAACUCAAACCUUUAUUGCUCCUACGAGACAAACCUCAGUCCACACCUGAUUCUCCAGCCGAUGAAAAGAGAGAUCUUAAGCCAGAAGCCGGACGUGAUUCUGUAUCACAAUUUCAUCAGUGAGGCUGAGGGUCAGAAGAUAAAGCAACUAGCUUCUCCCUGGUUGCAGAGAUCAGUUGUGGCCUCGGGGGAGAAUCAGGCUGCAGUGGAUUAUCGCAUCAGCAAAAGUGCCUGGCUGAAAGAGACAGUGGACCCACUGAUCGAGAAACUGGAUCAAAGGAUUACGCAUCUUACUGGUUUAAAUGUCCAUCAGCCUUAUGCAGAGUAUCUCCAGGUAGUGAACUAUGGGAUCGGAGGACACUACGAGCCCCACUUUGACCACGCCACUUCACCCAACAGCCCGCUCUAUAGGAUGAAGUCUGGUAACCGAGUGGCGACAUUCAUGAUAUAUUUGAGUGCGGUGGAAGCUGGAGGAUCGACUGCUUUCAUUUACGCUAACUUCAGUGUGCCUGUGGUCAAGAAUGCAGCUUUGUUUUGGUGGAACCUACACAGAAACGGACAAGGAAACAAAGACACACUACACGCUGGUUGUCCUGUGCUUGUGGGAGACAAAUGGGUGGCCAACAAGUGGAUCCGAGAACAUGGGCAGGAGUUCCAGAGGAGAUGUGGACCCGACCCUGAGGAGUAAGAUAAGACCACAAGACAAUCAGCCACUAGGAGUACGAGAGCCCAGCUUGUGCGUGGCGAAGGGGGUGGCAGCAUGUGUUUUUGAAGCAACGACUAGAAAGGACCUUCAAGGGAACUGGGUUGCCUGGACUGGAGUGAGGAAAAGUGACCUUUGCCCAAAGACAUUUCAGCCUUUCUCUUGGAUCUGAAGAGUGGAGCUGAGGGGCUGCUAAUUCAGGGCAGUAAAGCUCUCUUUUUAAGCAUGGAAAACGCACGCUGUCUGGAAGUAGGAAUGUGUUCCACACAUUCCUGUUCAUUUGCUGCUCCCGUCCACCCCUGACUGCAUUGGGAAAUCGCGCGAGCGGAAACUCUUGACUCGCGAUUAUCGUGGGGAAAAGAACCGAAAUGGAGCGAAAAGAAAGAAAUGAACCGCGUGUAACAGUUUGAACUUGCAUCCCCGCCCCAUUUUAUGGAUGUUUCCUAAAUUAAAAAGUACAGUGAUUCUUCUAA
Messenger RNA from Callorhinchus milii (elephant shark), 2268 nucleotides. It is a transcript of the gene p4ha3, whose product is annotated as prolyl 4-hydroxylase, alpha polypeptide III. Gene Ontology annotation, molecular function: protein binding; procollagen-proline 4-dioxygenase activity; L-ascorbic acid binding. Gene Ontology annotation, cellular component: endoplasmic reticulum. Lineage: Eukaryota; Metazoa; Chordata; Chondrichthyes; Chimaeriformes; Callorhinchidae. The coding region runs from base 161 to 1780 and encodes 539 amino acids. The record is from RefSeq and is a predicted model, not a curated record. Gene Ontology annotation, biological process: peptidyl-proline hydroxylation to 4-hydroxy-L-proline. The transcript has 13 exons.